AUGCCGCAGCGAGUGGCGCUCGAAGGCGCCGGCGCCCCGCUUUGGAGCGCCCAGCCCCAAACAACCCGUCCGACCAGAGUUCUGGAGUUCAUCCCUGACCCGGCAGCGGUGCCGCUGACACGCCUCGCUCUAGCACUAGUCGCCCAGCCCCACCAGCAAGGCUGGCAGUACGAUGCGGCGCCGCGCCAGCAUCAGCAACAGCCUCAGCAGCAGUCCCAGCAGCGGCGCGAGCAGCAGCAGCAGCAGCAGCAGCAGCAGCAGCAGCAGCAGCAGCAGCAGAGUGAGCCACUCCGCCACUACCAGCUGCAAUACCACCACACCUCGCGGCUGCAGCAGGAGCAAGAAGCUCAGCAGCAGAUGCCAUCCACGGGCAGCUUCGACCAUGCGCACGGGGGCUGCAAGCCAUGCCUGUUCUUCGCACUGGCAGUAUGCUGGAAGGGGCAGGACUGCACGUUCUGCCACUUCCAGCACAACUCCAGGGACCUCAAGCGCGUCCGCCCCUCCAAGAAGACGCGCAGCUGGCUGGUAGAGCGGGGCAAUCUGCUGCAGCUGGAGGAGGACCAGCCCGAAGAGCAGGCGCAGCCCAGCCGUGGCAGCCAGGCGCAGCUGCCGCGGGGCCGCCACCGCGGAGCGCCGGCGCGGCCGCUGCCGGGCCCCACCCACACGGCGGCAGCGGCCGCCCGCCCCCAGCGCUGCGCCCACGGCCAGAGAGCCGGGCCCGGCCUCGAGCGUGCCGGGCGCGCGCAGCCGCCGUCUGCCGGGGGCCCGCGGACGCUCGCGGGCGAGUUCGGGCCCAGCACCACCGUGAGCCUCUGAAGCCGGGAGGUUCGGGAGCCUGGAGACGGUAGCCUCGAUGCAAACGGGGGUCGGGUCAGCUAGAGCGCCGGAUCCUGCAGGAUGCUGCAGAGUCAGGGCUGCUCUGGCCCGGGCUUGCGUGCAGCAUCCAGCUGGAUCCUGUAAAGCCCGACUGGCAUGGGUGUGGGUUGACCCGGGUCAGUAGAUCCCCGAGAGGUCAGUUCUAGGCCUCUCUGAUGAGCGGCGCAGCAGGGCGGGGUCGUCUUUGCCGGCAUUGGCGCGCAAGCUGCCCAGAGUGGCGUCCCGCGCUGGCGGGCCACGUAAGCCGCGGGGUAAGGUCGCUAUGUCCCUUUGCGUAAGAGCCGUUUCUUUUCCGUCGCUCAGAUGAGGUCCGAGUCGAUGGGAUCGCAGGAUCGCGCUGCAUCGCCGAUGCACCGGCGAUGCGGCUCGAUGUGGAGC
This is a messenger RNA of Prorocentrum cordatum, 1254 nucleotides long. The record is from the annotation of a GenBank genome assembly. NCBI's taxonomy places the organism in Eukaryota, Dinophyceae, Prorocentrales, Prorocentraceae.